Messenger RNA from Ogataea philodendri, 750 nucleotides. RefSeq lists its product as uncharacterized. NCBI's taxonomy places the organism in Eukaryota, Fungi, Ascomycota, Pichiomycetes, Pichiales, Pichiaceae. The record is from RefSeq and is a predicted model, not a curated record. The transcript has a single exon. The coding region runs from base 1 to 750 and encodes 249 amino acids.
AUGUCUUUUAAAGGAAAAACCACACUCAUCACCGGCGCAAACAAGAACUUGGGAAAGCAAACCGCAAUUGCCUUUGCCAAGAACGGCAGCGACCUUGCUCUGCACUACCACUCUGCUAAGGAGAAGGAGGCCAUCACCAAGUUCGCUUCUGAGCUCGAGUCCGACUACAAGAUCAAGACACUUGUGCUUGACGGUGAUCUGACCUCUGAGAAGGAUGCAAAGAACAUUUUCGACUCCACUAUUUCCAAGCUCGGCAAAAUCGACUAUGCCAUUAACAACGUUGGUAUGGUUCUGAGAAAGCCUCUUGCCGAGACCACCUUGGACGAGUACAACACCAUGUUCGACGUCAACACCAAGUCUGCCUUCCUGUUCCUCAGAGAGGCCGCCAACAAGGUCGCCGACGAGGGAUCCGUGAUCAUGCUCACCACCUCGCUUUUGGCAGCAUACACCCCAGGUUACUCCCUGUACCAGGCUGCCAAGGCCGGUGUCCACCUGAUGUGCAAGACUCUUUCCAAGGAGACCACCCGCAAGAUCUCGUUCAACUGUGUGUCGCCAGGCCCAAUGGACACCCCAUUCUUGUACGGCCAGGAGACUAAGGAACGUGUCGAAUUUUUCAAGACCCAGAGCUCGUAUGGCAGACUGACUGAAGUUUCUGACAUUGUUCCAAUUAUCGUUUUUUUGGCAAAGGACGGACACUGGAUGACUGGACAGAACUUGUUUGCCAGCAACGGUUUCACUGCUCCUAUCUAA